AUGUCUGGUACCAAGAUUUCAAAAGGUCAUCGUGAUUAUAUGUUGAUGUAUCAUAUGUUGACUGGUAUACGCAUGGCCGUCGAUCAAGUUUCUAGUCUGCCUGAUCGUGCAUUGCAACCUAGUGAUUUUUCCUCGAUUCAUCAUUUGACAUUGACCAUUCAAAAAGAUCAUCCUCUCGACAAAGGUGAUCGAUGGACUCCAGGUAGGAAACACGAAUUUAAAGAUUAUGCACCUUGGGUAUUUCGAUCUAUUCGUCAAAAAAGUCUUAUAAAAACUUCAGAUUACUUGUUUUCAUUAACAAGUAAAUACAUCCUCAGUGAAUUGCAUACUCCAGGGAAAAGUCAUCAAUUUCUAUACUAUUCACGAGAUUAUCGAUAUAUCAUCAAAACCAUUCAACGAUCAGAAUAUCAAUAUAUGAGAACAAUGUUACAACGAUAUUAUGAAUAUAUAUCAAGUCAUCCAAAUAGUUUAUUAUGCAGAUAUUAUGGUUUACAUCGCAUCAAAUCUGCUUUCACAGGACAGAAAUUAUAUUUUGUAGUUAUGGAAAAUGUAUUACCUCCAAAUAAGGAUAUGCAUGAGAUUUAUGAUCUAAAGGGAUCAACACAAGGCAGAUAUUUAUCAGAAAAGGAAAGAAAAUCAAAAAAACAUACUGUGUUAAAAGAUUUGAAUUGGUUACAGCAACCUGAACGUCUAUGUCUAGGUCCUACCAAAUGGGCAGCAUUCAAAUCACAAUUAGAAAAAGAUGUUCAAUUUUUGAUUUCGAUUCAGGUCAUGGAUUAUAGUUUAAUGAUUGGUAUUCAUCAUUUAGAACGUGGUAAUAGGGAUAACAUUCGAAAUUCUGUAUUACAUCAAUACCAGGCAAGACAAAAGAUGAAAGGAAAAGAUGAGCAAUGUAUCAUGACAGUACCUCUUCUUCAAACAUUAGAUACUUCCCAAUUAAAUAAAACAAGUCGAUGUCGAAUGGUGACCAGUAAUGUGUUUUAUGGAGAUAAAGGAGGAUUUCGAGCUACAGAUGAUCAAGAUCAACCAAUGAAUCGUAUCUAUUAUUUUGGUAUCAUUGAUAUCUUAACACAAUAUAAUUUAACAAAGAAAGCAGAACAUGUAUUCAAAUCAUUGAUGUUAAUGACAACAGGUCAUCAACAUAUCUCCGCCAUUGCACCAUCGAAAUAUGGUCAAAGGUUUUUAAACUUUAUCAUCAAUCCAAAGAAUAAUUCAAGUAUACAAAAUACGAAAAAUGAUGAUGGAUAG
Molecule: messenger RNA, 1248 nt
Organism: Halteromyces radiatus
Lineage: Eukaryota; Fungi; Mucoromycota; Mucoromycetes; Mucorales; Cunninghamellaceae
Exons: 8
Coding region: 1-1248 (415 amino acids)
Biological process (GO): phosphatidylinositol metabolic process
Molecular function (GO): phosphatidylinositol kinase activity
Source: RefSeq, a predicted model, not a curated record